GACAAUGGCGGCGAUGCGUGUUCACGGAUAGAGGGCAACGGUGGCGGUGCGGCGGCAAACGGCGGAGAGGCAUCGCCCUAGAUAACGGUAGAAUCGCGCAGUGCUGUCGCGUUGUCUUCUCGCGUGAGUGUGAAAAUCUAGGAGGCGGGGAGGCGUACAGGAAAGGCAGGCGGCGGCAGGAGAGAAAGAGAGAGAGAGAGGCGCGUCCGUCCGCGAUCCGUGUAAUCAGCGUCGUCGUCGCCUUCUUCAAGGCUCCCGUUGCCCUCGUGAAUCGCGGAACGAGUCGUGUGUGCCUCUGCGGAUCGAUCGGUACGCACAGUGCCGAUAUAUCAGGCGUGCCGUGUGUGCGAGAAUCUCUCGAGACUCGAAACGCACUCGAGAGAACUGAAGAGAACCCGGUACAUAAGCCGCAUUCGUCAUAACGUGCGACGCGAAUUCCGACCUUUCGUCAGCCAAUGCGGAAUCAGUCAGGCUAGUUGGUUGGCCAGCGGCAAGAACCGUUCAACAGUGAGGACAGAUAACGCACAUCGGUUUCGUCCUCGUUAUCCCUUGGCUCUCCCCAAUGGACUCGUGACAGUGUGCGGAGACGGAGCAGCCGAGCUGAAUACAAAAAAAAAAAAGAAGAAAAAUAGAAGAACGCGCGGGUGGGCCAGGUAGGCUGUAAUAAUUGUCGAGGUCUCGUCAGUCGUGGCGACGAGGAAGAGACAGACGAGUGGCGCGCGUGAGACGGGGACAACGAGGGACGCGAGAGGAGGAAAGCGAGAAUAUACAGGCUUGCCUCUGCGUUGCGUGUGUACGUGUAUGCGCGCUUGAGAGCCGCCGAGCCGACUUGCGCGAGCGACAGAGACGGACAGUAGGAAAAAGAGAGAGAGAGAGACAGAGCGGGAACGAGAGAACGGCGGAGAGAAUUAUCGAGUGAAUCCCGGGAGAUACUGUGUUCUCUGCGAGGAGCGAAGAGCGUGGGGCAUUCAGGAGGCACGAGAGAUUAACUCUCGACGGAAUUAACGUCGAGAUAUAGAAGACACAUGUGAGAGACGUAAAUUCACUCGCACACAGACGACAUGUUGAAGAAACGUUAAUCGGUACGAGCCAGCAAUUGGGUCAUACCGUGUCUCCGAGCCUCGCGGUAGACGACAGGCGGCCAAUCUGUGACGCGCGAAGGCCGGAAACUGGUAGCCUAGAAACCGGAAACCGAAUCGGGCUGCUGGCAGAUCGCCGGGAUACUUGCGAAGAGAAACGUGAUAUUACGCAUGCUGCGCGAGAUCCGAUAAUCGAACGCGACUCUCGCAUGUAAUGUGCAUGCAUACGUCAAGCGAUAGGGAAUGAAAUCUGCGAGACGAGAUAAAACCUGCAAGCAGCCGCGAGCGUUACACGCGACCCGCUUCAGUAGAUAUUUCAGAGGUCCGUCUCACUGAGAGCAAAUCAAGGCAAAACGUGGCGGAUUCGGUGACCCCUCGACUGUGAUCAGGCCCAUAGGCAGUAGGUAGGACAAGGAAAUGCGCGAAUAUAAAAUAGUGGUGCUGGGCAGUGGAGGUGUAGGCAAGUCCGCCCUCACUGUCCAGUUUGUUCAGGAAAUCUUCGUAGAGAAGUAUGACCCGACGAUCGAGGACAGUUAUCGCAAGCAAGUCGAGGUCGACGGUCAACAAUGUAUGUUAGAAAUUCUAGACACAGCCGGCACGGAACAAUUCACAGCCAUGAGGGACCUUUAUAUGAAAAACGGGCAGGGCUUCGUGUUAGUGUAUUCGAUAACAGCACAAUCAACCUUCAACGACCUGCAAGAUCUCAGAGAACAGAUCUUGCGAGUAAAGGACACAGAUGAUGUGCCGAUGGUGCUAGUAGGUAACAAGUGCGACCUGGAGGAUGAGAGGGUAGUAGGAAAGGAUCAGGGUGUCAACCUUGCCCGGCAAUUCAAUUGCGUGUUUAUGGAGACCUCUGCCAAAGCUAAAAUUAAUGUUCGCGAUAUUUUCUACGACCUGGUGCGACAAAUAAACAAGAAAUCGCCAGAGAAGAAGAUGAAGCAGAAGAAGAAAUCGCUGUGCCUACUUCUGUAAGGUAUAUGUGGCGGAGCCCAUAUUCUCCUACAUGAAAAUCCGAGGAUACCAGUGGAUUAAAAAAAAGGACCGGAGCGGUUAUAAAACAAGGAAGAUACUAAUGACAAAAGAGGAGGAGGGGGCUGACGGAAUAUUAGGCGACAGUAGAACGGGAAUCUACGGUACUGAAAUCCGAAUGGUUGUAAGAUGAUGGUAGAGAGACGGGAGAAUAAGGGCAUAUAAGGGCACAAGGUAACGCAGCGGAGCGAAGAACGAAGAGAUACGUGCAAAAGAACGCAGCGAUAAACGGAAGGAAAUAUUGUAUAUAACAUUGGUUCCGGGAUGGCUCGUGUGCACGCGCAAGCAACGGCGCACAAAGUAGGAUACGAGACCCCGCAAGCAUCGGUUAUCACUGUAGGAAUUUUGCAUGAAUAAAUGAAGGGGAAAAUGAUUAA
This is a messenger RNA of Acromyrmex echinatior (Panamanian leafcutter ant), 2485 nucleotides long. It is a transcript of the gene Rap1, whose product is annotated as RAS oncogene family member Rap1. Lineage: Eukaryota; Metazoa; Arthropoda; Insecta; Hymenoptera; Formicidae. Gene Ontology annotation, cellular component: membrane. Gene Ontology annotation, molecular function: GTP binding; GTPase activity. The record is from RefSeq and is a predicted model, not a curated record. Gene Ontology annotation, biological process: Rap protein signal transduction.